ACAUGUAGCUGAAUGCUGACUACUCGUCAAGCUCUAGCGAGACGUCUGUACUUAUAGCCUCUUGUCAUUUAAGCUUAUUUUAAUUUUAAUCGCUGUGUUUAAAAACAGACGCGCAACACCUACUCGAAAUAGAAGUGGUUGGUCGUGAGCUGAGUUAGCUUUAGCUUUGUUUACUUUUCGGAUAUGCUAGCUGGUUAGCAAACGAUAAUUUCAACACAUAGGAUACAUAGCUAAGGACAUGGCGCUGUGGAUGACAUGUUGGACGCAGAAAACAAACUUCUUGCUGACAACCUGGCCACCAAAGUCUCCAGACUGAAAUCGCUUGCCUACGACAUCGACAAAGAAGCAGAUGAACAGAACUCGCAUCUGGACGGCAUGGACUCCGACUUCCUCAGCACCACCGGACUGCUGACGGGCAGCGUGAAGAGGUUCUCCACCAUGGUGCUCUCGGGCAAAGACAACCGCAGGGUCCUGUGCUACAUCUCCGUGGGGCUGGUGCUGGUCUUCUUCCUGCUCUACUACCUGGUCUCCAGGGCUCAGGCCUAGCGAAGAAAUACAAAAUUAAAAACUUUAUUCCUCCUUAAAGGAGGACGGUCGCCGGCUCGCGUUCUCAGUUGUAUGGGAAUUUUACCUUUCCCCCCCAAAGGACGCCUGGUCCUUAUUAACAUGAAAUUGUGCUGAAAACUCCCCCAAGGUCUGGAGAGAAAAAUGGUGUUUGUUGUGCCUGAAGCUUUCCUUAGUGGGUGUGGAGCACGAGGGAAUUUUGGCACGUGCGUUACCUUUAUCACCUGUGCUGUCCUACUUUGUGAGUGCUCUGGAUUUACUUUAAUGAGAUACAAGAACGGGGACAGGAAUCGGUAAACACCCUAAUGGGAUGUUUUAUAGAGGUUCACCUGGUGUCAAAAAAAUAGAUUAAAUCUCUUUGGUGUGAAGCUACUUUUUUUCUAAAUUUCAGGGGCAGGAAACAAGGUGCUCAGUGACACAGAAAGGCACCUGUUAAAGUUGGAGAACGUGGCUUUUUUUCUUGUUCUUUUCUUCCCACUGGGGUUUUUUUUUAGGGUUCAGGUAUGAUUUUUUUGCCAAAUUUAUCUUACUGUUUCCAGUGUAAAUCAUUUGUGUAAAUUUGUGACGGUGUCUUUAAAUAAAAUUGAAUUGAAGUGAUAGUAGGAGUCAUGGAAACCAUCUGUUGGGCCAAAGGUAAAACAGGUAUUUCUGCAAAAUGUACUCAUUGGAAUGUGGGGGUUUUGGGGGUCAUGCAUUUUUAACCACCAACCCUCGCCCCGCUUAGGCAUGUAAUUACAAGAAAAAUCACAAGGACAGCAUUACUUAUUUAUUUAUAUUUUGAAAAUGUAUAGUGCUUUGUUUGGUCAAACUGUUGCAUAUGUAAACAAUUCUGCUAGCUGUUUAUGGUUUAAUAUGUCUAAUUGUAUAUUUCAUCUUAUCUUGGUUGGUUUAGGGACACCACUGUAAUAUCUCCCACAGAAAAGUAAUAUUUGCAAUAAAACAAAAGAGGA
Molecule: messenger RNA, 1514 nt
Organism: Anguilla anguilla (European eel)
Lineage: Eukaryota; Metazoa; Chordata; Actinopteri; Anguilliformes; Anguillidae
Product: BET1-like protein
Exons: 4
Coding region: 256-546 (96 amino acids)
Biological process (GO): regulation of retrograde vesicle-mediated transport, Golgi to ER; retrograde transport, endosome to Golgi
Cellular component (GO): SNARE complex; Golgi trans cisterna
Molecular function (GO): SNAP receptor activity
Source: RefSeq, a predicted model, not a curated record